Fimicolochytrium jonesii is the source of this 1251-nucleotide messenger RNA. RefSeq lists its product as uncharacterized. NCBI's taxonomy places the organism in Eukaryota, Fungi, Chytridiomycota, Chytridiomycetes, Spizellomycetales, Powellomycetaceae. The record is from RefSeq and is a predicted model, not a curated record. The transcript has 2 exons. Gene Ontology annotation, molecular function: dioxygenase activity. Bases 79 to 1059 code for a protein of 326 amino acids.
GGCGGGGCCGUCUCCCGGUUUCUCCCGACUUGACGGCUUGCAAAGCCUUAUUUGUGCCGUUUUCCUCGUUGCAACGACAUGACAAAAAGGAUGUCCAAGAUGUCUCCCAAUCUUCCCGUCAUCGACAUUACUCCUUUCUCAACGAACGCACCUGCUGGACAGGAUUCUUCAGCAAAGCGGGAUGUUGGGGCGCAAUUAGCAGAAGCCUGCUCUCAACAUGGCGUCUUUUAUCUCAAAAGCGGUGAUAUCGGCCGGCUCACGAACGAGAAGCGCUUGCGGACGUUCGAAGCUGCGAAGCAGUUCUUUGCCUUACCCGAAGAGGUGAAAAAGGCAGUUCCAAUUAGCCCCGGAGGCUUUACGAGAGGGUACAUUGGCAUUGGCGGAGAAUCGGGUUCAAGCGCAUUGGAGGUAAAGGAAGCGUUCAGCUAUGGAUACCGUUGGCCAGACGACAAGCCCCCCGGAAACAGCCUACAGGGGCCGAACAAGUGGCCGGAUCUCUCUCACUUGCCACCCGACUGGGAAACUACUCUCCACGACUUCUACGCCGGGAUGGUUGAGAUAGCGACAGCCGUCACGCGGGCGCUCUCCGUCUCUCUAGGCUUCCCGGAGGACCAUUUCCCGUCAUUCUGCACCCAAGGCGAUACUAUCAGCUUGAUGCGUUUCUUCCAUUACUUUCCGUACCGCGCCGCAGGGUCCGUGGCGGGUGGGGAAGUCGAGCGGAUAGGAUCGAGCCCGCACACCGACUGGGGGUUCCUUACAUUGAUUCUCCAGCAGGAUGGGGUGAUUGGGUUGCAAGUGGCAGAUGGGGAGGGAGGAUGGAAGGAUGUGCCCCCGAUUCCAGGAACGUUGAUUGUGAACGCUGGGGACUAUUUGGCACUGCUGACGCGAGGACGGGUCAAGUCGCCCUUGCAUAGGGUUAUUACGUCCGAGGAGGAGAGACUUUCGAUGGUAUUCUUCUAUUAUCCGGUAAGUGUUCUGCCGUAUCGCCUGAUGUUGCAGGCACCCUCAACUCAACAAGUCGAGUCUUGUAGACCUACGACGCACGAAUUCCCAUUAUGAAGGAUGAUACCGAGGGAAGCGUACAGAAGAUUAGCUUGUUUGCCGAUCAAAGGCAUGGGGAGUCCGGGACGACGGCAAAUAGCGUAGAUGUUGGUGUAGCCGGCACAUUUGGCGAUUACAUUGCGAACAAAUGGUCGCAAGUGUAUAGGAGUACAUAGGCGUAUGAAAUAAAGUGUGUCCGUUUGCGUCGAG